Mugil cephalus (flathead mullet) is the source of this 751-nucleotide messenger RNA. RefSeq names its product vitelline membrane outer layer protein 1 homolog. Bases 47 to 670 code for a protein of 207 amino acids. Lineage: Eukaryota; Metazoa; Chordata; Actinopteri; Mugiliformes; Mugilidae. The transcript is spliced from 4 exons. The record is from RefSeq and is a predicted model, not a curated record.
GAGCACCGUUACUUGUCAGUUGGCAUUUCAGAGCGAAGCCGUCGAUAUGGCGAGUUUGUUCACCGCCGUGGCCGUGCUGGCCGUGCUGUCCGGAGGCCUGUGUGACGAGACCUUUCUGCAGAGAGCCGGCAUGUCCUUUAACAGCAGGAGCUACAGAUCCGUGCUCACUGUGAGCAACGGGGGAAAGUUUGGAAGCUGGACCUGGCCGGAGAUGUGUCCCGAUCAGUUCUAUGCUGUUGGAUUCAGCAUCAGGGUGGAGUUUAACCAGUACGAGGGGGAUGACACGGCCAUGAAUGGGAUCCGUCUCAUCUGCGCCAAAGACGGAGUCAGAAGCUUCCUGUACACCAUUGAGUCCAACACUGGAUAUUUCGGUGAAUGGUCCCAUCCUCAGUACUGCCCCACCGGAGUGCUGACCAGCUUCCAUCUUCGCGUGGAGCCCCAUCAAGGUAUGUUCGGGGACGACACCGGCGUCAACAACAUCAGGUUCCGCUGCAGCAGCAACCCGACCGUGGAGGGCCCCGGCACCACCUGGGGGGAGUACGGCUACUGGAGCGAAGAGUGCACCAACGGAGGGAUCUGUGGAAUCGAGACCAAGAUGGAGGACUACCAGUACGCCCUGGAUGACUCCACCCUCAACGAUGUGCGCUUCUAUUGCUGCGACAAACAGUGAUUGGCGGGCGAAGAAGCUGCAGGUUUUUCUCCAACACCUCAGACUCAUAAACGACGACAAACAAUAAAAAGCUCACUUGAA